This is a messenger RNA of Aspergillus sclerotioniger CBS 115572, 1771 nucleotides long. RefSeq names its product exosome non-catalytic core subunit RRP42. NCBI's taxonomy places the organism in Eukaryota, Fungi, Ascomycota, Eurotiomycetes, Eurotiales, Aspergillaceae. Bases 235 to 1380 code for a protein of 381 amino acids. The record is from RefSeq and is a predicted model, not a curated record. Gene Ontology annotation, cellular component: cytoplasmic exosome (RNase complex); nuclear exosome (RNase complex). Gene Ontology annotation, biological process: U4 snRNA 3'-end processing; nuclear polyadenylation-dependent mRNA catabolic process; U5 snRNA 3'-end processing. The transcript is spliced from 2 exons.
CUUCAUUUUGUCGCAAGCACUGUUGUAUAUGAUUUUGUUGUCGGAAUGGGUGACUUGACCUGGUGAGCCCUGCAACUGAAAAACACAUCGCCAGUUUUUUUCAACUAGAACGGCAUCUGCCCAUUGUUUCGCUUGUGCACUUCAAAGCGUCAGGCUGCGGGUUGGCGAUUAAUACUAAUCUCCAUCUCUCUCUUCUCCUACCUCCUCUGACGCUCAGAACAUUUCUUACCCACAAUGGCAGCUCAGCGUCAGGCCUCGUCUGCUUCCCAGACCCCGCUCAUCUCUCCCGCAGAGCUUUCCUACCUCUACACCUCGCUGUCUCUUCCUGACGGCCCGAUUCGCCCAGACGGUCGCUCAGCUACGCAAUUCCGACCCUUGACUGCAGAGACCGAUAUACUCCCGGGAACAAACGGUAGCGCGCGCGUCGGUUUCGCAGAUGGUACCCAGGCCAUUGUCGGAGUCAAGGCUGAGGUGGAAAAGACCGUUGUGGCGGCAGAAGCCCUGAAUCUAUCACAACACACUCAAGAGGAAUACGCCGACAAUGAAGUUGGUGAAGGGAAACAAUCGUCUAGUGCUGGGCAUGGGUCAUGGGUGCAAAUGUCCAUCGAGAUUCCCGGGUUUCGGGACGAUGACGCCCUACCGGUUUUCUUGUCGGAAAUGAUGCGUGAGCCUCUGGUUGAAUCUGUCGCGGGAGGCCAAGGUGGAGACGGCGAAAUGGCGGGUGGCUUGAAGGAUAGAUUGGUGAUCAAUAAGCGCUGGCAUUGGCGAUUGUACAUUGAUGUGCUGCUACUGUCCCAGCCUCUGUCGUACCCGCUUCCUUUGCUAUCUCUUACGACUCAUCUGGCGCUUUUGUCGACCAAGCUGCCCAAGCUCAAGUCGAAGGGAGAAGAAGAUCCCUUCUUUGAUGACGAUUGGAAUGCCGCCGAAUACCUGUACCCUCGUUCUCAGCUGAAGUCACACCUGUCGACGCAACAAGUCCGGCCUCCUGUGACGCUGCUUGUUAUUUCCGUAGGCGAUAAUGUUGUUUUCGAUCCCAACAGGGAAGAAAUCGCUGUUGCGGACACUGUUCUGGCUGUUUCUGUCACCCGCGACACCGACUCCGAGGGCCUGAAGCUGCUCUCAAUCCGUACCGUGGACCCUCCAUCCCGACUCACGCAACCGGGUGUACCGAACUCGGAGAACCUGGCGACUCUAGGCUCUGCUGCUGAAGAGGCGGCUAUGCUGGAGCCAUCCACCGGCGAAGAGGUCUCGGGAGUUUGGAAACCGCGACGUGGCGGUGUUAAGAGGCGUACGAUCGCAAAGAUGCUCAAACUAGUCCUGGAGAAGGGAGGUGUUGGCGAAGAGGUCCUCGAGGGCUUGGAGGGUGUCCAGGUGGGCUGAACCUACUCAGUUGGCCACCAAACGGGUCCCAGUCCGAAAUCCUUGCCUCAGUUUGCAUAUACCUGUCGCACGAUGGAUCGAAGUGUCCAGCUGAUCGGGACAGUCGACUGAACUUGCAGCCGAACAAACCACAAGCGUUUGAAGUUGAAACAUCCCACACGCUUGCUGCUGAGAAGAUACAGAUCUCGAUGAAGCUCGAAUCUACCACAGCAAACAGGCGAGCUUGAGACGAAAUGAAGCAAAUCAAUGACACAUCGCCAUGAUGAUAGGGUAACCGACUAGAACCCACAACUUGUACAUAGCAGACAAUAUAUGAGAACGAAACGGGCAUAAAGGACAAUCGAAGGCUAAUAUACAAUCUCCAUAACCGGUCUUCACAUGAUGGUUCCAC